Messenger RNA from Clonostachys rhizophaga, 336 nucleotides. Lineage: Eukaryota; Fungi; Ascomycota; Sordariomycetes; Hypocreales; Bionectriaceae. The record is from the annotation of a GenBank genome assembly.
AUGGGUCGAUCAGGCAGCAUCCAGAAAUGGCUCCAGCUCAAGCAGUACCACCUUGAGCUGACCUUUGCCGUAUACAUGUUCACCCCCUGGGAGAAGUUCGCCUUCUACUCCAUCUUCUUCCUCCUUUUCAGCCUGACCUUCAUCGCCGCGAUCCUCUACCUGCCCCACCACAUCUCCUUCCUCGUCGGGCGCGCGUGGUACUACAUCAACGGCGAGCACAUCGACGUCGCCGAGGCGGCCAUGGAGGUGGUCAAGGAGAUGUCCGCGAGCGUGCUGCAGGAGACGACCACGACAAGCGUGGAGAAGCUGGCCCAGACUGUUGCUCGCGAGCUGUGA